ACGUCGGCUCCAGCAGCCAGCGCCUGACUUGGGGGACGCCGGGAGCGAAUCUGGCAGGAUGACUUUGGGAAUCUUCUCAAAUUGCACCUUCUGUUUGAAAGUCAAGUACUUACCUCGUCAACAAAAGAGAAAGCUACAGUUUGACAUUAAGGAAAACGGUGGAAAGUUUUCUCUCGUUCUAAAUCCCCAGUGCACCCAUGUCGUCUUAGACAAUGCUGAUUUCCUAAGUCAGUACCAACUGGACUCUAUCCGAAAGAAGCGCGUCCACAUUGCAAGUCCCGAGUUCAUCUGGGACUGCAUCAAAGAAAGGAGACUCUUGGAUGUCAAGAACUAUGAGCCUACCGAAGCCCUGGCCGUCACGCUGCCUCCUGAUCAAAACACCAGGAGUUCCGAAGUGGAAACGGAUGACCUGUCCCUGGAUGAUGUCAUGAAGCAAGAAGACACUGUGGAACCCACCGAGUUUCAUGUAGAGAAUGUUGAAAUUUCUCAUUUUCCUCAAGAUUUUGAAGUUGCAAAAUAUAACACCUUGGAAAAAGUGGGGAUCAAUGGCGACCCGGAAGUGGUGGUGGUAGAGCUGUGCUGCUCUCAGGCCCCUGAGGACCCUCCGUUCCUGAUUUGUGCACACUUCCUGCUGGCUGACGGCGUGCAGACUAGAAGACAGUUCGCUGUCAAGAAAACCGCUGCAGAUGCAAGCGAAUACUAUGCAAAUUACAUUGAAGAACUGAAGAAGCAAGGAUUUCUGCUCAGGGAACACUUCACACUCCAAGCCACCCAAUUAGCAUCUGAAAAACUGCAAGCCCUGCUUUUGGAGGAGGUCAUGGGUGCCGGCCCUCUGAGCCCGGAGGUGAGCGACUUGGUGGAGUUGUUGUGGACGGAAGUUCUGGGCCACCUAGAGCACACGCUGCUCAAGCCCGUGAACAGCAUCAGCCUCAACGAUGUGAGCAAGGCAGAGGGAAUUCUCCUUCUAGCAAAGUCUGCACUGAAGAAUGGAGAAACAGCACAGCACUUGCGAAAGGUGGUUGCUGAAUUCUACAGAUUAAUACCUCACAAAGCCCCAGGCCCCGAAGAAGUCAACCUGAAGCUCUUGGCUAAGGAGGAGGACCUAUGCCAGCUAAUAAGAGACAUGGUUAAUGUCUGUGAAACUAAUUUUUCCAAACCCAACCCACCAUCUCUUGCCAAAUACCGAGCUUUGAGGUGCAAAAUUGAGCACGUUGAACAGAAUACUGAAGAGUUUCUUAGCAUUAAAAAGGAGAUACUAAAGAACAAUCACGGGAAACAUCGUGUGAACAUCUUGCAGAUGUUUCGAGUCGGCAGAGUGAAUGAAACCACCGAAUUUCUCAGCAAACUGGGCAACGUGAGGCUCCUGUUACAUGGAUCUCCAGUCCGUAACCUCAUAGGAAUCCUGUCCCGGGGUUUGCUUUUACCCAAAGUGGUUGAAGAUCGUGGUGUGCACAGAACAGACAUUGGGAAUCUUGGAAGUGGAAUAUACUUCAGUGAUUCGCUCAGUGCAACUAUUAAAUAUGCACAUCCCGGUGAGACCGAGGGCACCAGGUUCCUGCUUGUCUGUGACGUGGCCCUCGGGGAGUGUAUAGAAUUUGACCAGAAGGACUUCUCUUUAACCGAGGCCCCAGAAGGCUACCACAGUGUGCAUGGAGUAGCACGAACAGCCUCGCUCAACACGGAUUUUGAGGAUGACGAAUUUGUGGUAUAUAAAACUAAUCAGGUUAAAAUGAAAUAUAUUGUUAAAUUUUGCCUGCCUGAGGAUCAAAUAAAGAGCUUUAGGCCUCCUAACAAUAUUGAACUAGAGCAAUACAGACCUCCUGUGUUCUCAGACAGCUCCAAAAUUGAAGAUUACCAGUUGCCAGACACCAAAGCCCCCAGCAGUACCCAGGCUGGCCUUCAAGACACCUCUGGAAAUCUGAUUCCCCUUGAGAAUGUUCACGUCAAAGGGAGAAUAAUAGACUUCGUGGCCCAGGUGGUUUUUUUCCAGACAUACACAAAUCAAAGUCAUGUGCCCAUUGAGGCGAAAUACAUCUUUCCUUUGGAUGACAAGGCAGCUGUGUGUGGCUUUGAAGCAUUCAUCAAUGGGAAGCACAUAGUAGGAGAGAUUAAAGAGAAGGAAGAAGCCCAGCGUGAAUACCGAGAGGCCAUCAGCCAAGGUCAUGGCGCUUACCUGAUGGACCAGGAUGCUCCGGAUGUUUUUACUGUGAGUGUUGGCAACCUGCCCCCUGCAGCUAAGGUUCUCAUCAAAAUCACCUACAUCACAGAACUGACCCUGCAGGGCCCCGUGGCUGUCUUCUUCAUGCCAGCCACCGUGGCUCCCUGGCAACAGGACAAGGCCUUGAAUGAAAACCUUCAGGACACAGUAGAGAAGAUUUGUGUGAAGGAAAUAGGAACACAGCAAAGCUUCUCUUUGACUAUGUCUAUCGAGAUGCCAUAUGUGAUCAAGUUCAUUUCCAGUGACACGCAUGAACUAAAACAAAAGAGCACUGACUGCAAGGCGGUCGUCAGCACCGUGGAAGGCAGCACCUUGGAGAGCAACGGCUUCUCCCUUCACGUCGGUCUGUGUGAUCCGUACCUCCCAAGGAUGUGGGUGGAAAAACAUCCAGAAAAAGAAAGUGAGGCAUGCAUGCUUGUCUUUCAACCCUGCCUCACUGCCACCCUCCCACACGUGGCCGACAGGAACGAAGUGAUUAUUUGUCUUGACUGUUCCAAUUCCAUGGAGGGGGUGACAUUCACCAACGCCCGAAAGAUUGCCUUGCACGCCUUGUCCCUGCUAGGCAAGAAGCAGAAAGUAAACAUCAUCCAGUUCGGCACAGGUUACAAGGAGCUAUUUUCAUAUCCUAAGAACAUCACAAGUCAAAAAGUGCUGACGGACUUCAUUUUGUCAGCCACGCCUACCAUGGGGAACACAGACUUCUGGAAAACCCUACGGUACUUAAGUUUACUGUACCCCGCUCAAGGGUUACGGAACAUUCUCCUGAUAUCUGACGGGCACCUCCAGAAUGAGAGCCUGACCUUACAGCUCGUGAAAAGGAGUGUCCACCACACCAGGCUGUUCACCUGUGGAAUUGGUGCCUCUGCGAAUCGUCACAUCUUGAGGACUUUGUCCCAGUACGGUGCUGGAGUGUUUGAAUAUUUUAAUUCAAACUCCAAACAUAGUUGGAAGAAACAGAUAGAAGAGCAAAUGGCCAGGCUGCAUUCUCCAAGUUGCCACUCUGUCUCUGUCAAGUGGCAGCAGCUCAGUCUGGACGCCCCUGAGCCCCUGCAGGCCCCCGCCCAGGUGCCCUCCUUGUUUCACAACGACCGGCUCCUCGUCUAUGGAUUCAUUCCCCAUUGUACACAGGCAACUCUGUGUGCGCUGAUUGAAGAGAAGGAAUUCCAGGCCAUGGUGUCGACUACCGAGCUCCAGAAGACAACGGGAACUAUGAUUCACAAGCUGACAGCGCGAGCUCUGAUCAGAGACUAUGAAGACGGCAUUCUCCAUGAAAACGAGACAAAUCAUGAGAUGAAGAAGCAAACUUUGAAAUCUGUCAUCAUUAAGCUCAGCAAAGAAAAUUCUCUUAUAACGCAAUUUACCAGCUUUGUGGCAGUUGAGAAAAGGGACGGUGAUGGGGCACCUUUUCCUAAUAUACCAAACAUCUCAACACUCAUUGCCGAAGAAGAUGUCGACUUCCUGCCUUACAUGAGCUGGGAGGAGAAGCAGCCAAGUCCCAGGGCAGCACAGGAUCUUUCUUCAGCAUCCCCUGCAGAGGACGCAGUGCAGGUGGAAUAUUCUGCUCUGUUUGAUGUUGAUGACGGUCUCACACUCGGUGCAUGUCGCUAUGAACGUCCCGCAUUCGAUGAAUGUCGCUCUUAUCUUUGCACACUCGAAGAAUGUGAAGAAAUGGAAAUGCCAUUGGGUUUAGGACAUACGAUUUUUGCUACUGAAGAGGACAGUGUGACGUAUUUCGGAGAAGCCACGCCACCACCAGAAGUGAUUGCCAAUAGCUUUCCUCUGCCUGCCGAUGCCGGAGCCGCCGUCUCCCUCACCUGCCCUCCUCCACCCCGUAGCCCAGCACCCAUCCGUCCUCCCCCACCACUACCUGGGGGCAUUCCUUUCUCUGCUUCUCUCACCUUCCUUACUCCAUCCCUUAGCCCAGCACCCAUCUCUCCUCCUGCACCACUACGUGAGGUCAUUCCUUCCUCUGCUUUUCCCACCUUCCCUCCUCGACCCCCUAGCCCAGCUUUCAUGCCGCUUUCCCCAGCACUACCUGGGGCCUUUAGUUCUUUUGCUUCCUGCCAAACAAAAUUAAGCCUUGCUAGCAACGACCAAGAGAUGGGGUCUCAUCCCAGCCAGUUGCCCCAGGUCCUCACAGCAGGGACCUCUUGGGACACGCUUGGGGCUGAAUUCUCAGCUCUACCUGCACCCCAGCCAGGGCUGAGCUUUAGCUCCGUUGGUGUCCUUUGUCAGAAGGCUCCCUGCCUGUCUCCUCCCAGAUCCUCUACCACUGGUCCCAGCAUAGCCUACCAAUCCCAUGAUUCCACGGCUAAUGUGAAGUUGAGUUCAAGAAGCUUCUUUCAAAGGCAACCUCUCAGGGAUACCCUUGGCAAUGCUCCUGCCAGAUUAAAGUCAGCUAAAGUCAGAUUAGGUUCUGCUGUGCAGUUCAAACGCGGUGCUCUCUUGAGUUUUGAGGAUUCCGUCGAAGUAGAUGGUUCCCAGCAAAGUGAUCAGCUUCCAAGCGAGAUGUUAAUGCAGCCGGAUUCAGCUGUCAAAGACAGUAACUUGCCAAUGGCUCCAUACAGUGCAAUCAAAGGAAGCAAAAGGAAAACCCAGCCUUUUAAGGCCGCAGGAGGAGGGCAGGCCGUGGACAGUCAUCGGAGCUGGAUGGGUGCUGUGACCUGCAGGAAGCUCUUCAGUCUACAAACCAAGGAUGGCUUCUGGAAACUUACACCCGAGCUAGGAGUUAUGCUAAACGUUAAAGUGAAUGCCUUAUGCGGCUUCCUUGAGCAAAAAGGCAUUGGCUCAUUAGGUGUCAGUGGAAGAGAAAACCUCCUGAACCUGAUUGCCACGUUGUUGGUCCUGCAGUUUUUUUGCACCAUGUUGGAACAUGAGGGAAUCGUUGUCAAGUCCUGGAGGACGUUGGAUGCAUCUUCCACCUCCAGGAAACUCCUUUGGAGAUAUACUGAGAAAAUAAAGAAAGCAAAUGAAUGGGUGAAAAGAAUGGAAGGACAAUAUUCGUCCAUCUGCCAGCGGCUUGAACUGGGCAAAGACUGGGACUCGGCCACCAAGCAGCUCCUGGGGAUCGAGCCGGGUGACCCAGCCUCUCCGCUCCAUAGAGCUCUUAGCCAAAGCCAAGGCUGAAGCCGGUGCCACUGUGUUUUCAUUCUUUUCCAUGCGUCUGUAUGCAAAAUAAUCAUAUGCAAUUGAGAGCUUAUAAUUAGUCUUACAUGAUUUUAUUCAGCAUAGCAAUCAGAAUGGAUCAUUUGAAUCAAUUAGCAAGAAAGAAUAAAA
Molecule: messenger RNA, 5494 nt
Organism: Ochotona curzoniae (black-lipped pika)
Lineage: Eukaryota; Metazoa; Chordata; Mammalia; Lagomorpha; Ochotonidae
Product: protein mono-ADP-ribosyltransferase PARP4-like
Exons: 35
Coding region: 59-5344 (1761 amino acids)
Molecular function (GO): NAD+ poly-ADP-ribosyltransferase activity
Source: RefSeq, a predicted model, not a curated record